Messenger RNA from Prunus persica (peach), 1647 nucleotides. RefSeq names its product GDSL esterase/lipase At1g71691. The transcript has 5 exons. Gene Ontology annotation, molecular function: hydrolase activity, acting on ester bonds. The coding region runs from base 112 to 1539 and encodes 475 amino acids. NCBI's taxonomy places the organism in Eukaryota, Viridiplantae, Streptophyta, Magnoliopsida, Rosales, Rosaceae. The record is from RefSeq and is a predicted model, not a curated record.
CUACCUUGAACUUUAGUCUCUUGUGCCUAUUGGUUUUGCUUCGGCCUCGGGCCCCGUUUGUAACCAAAGACGGAAAAAAUAAAAUAAAAUAGCGAGGGAAUUUGAAGCUGCAUGCAGAACAAUGCUGGGAAAGUAAACUCUUAUUUAUCCUUGAACAAAAAUGGACUCUUUACUUCAAUUCCUGCACGUAAGAUAACAGGUGAAAACAUUUAUUCCAUUCACAACCACCGCCUUGCCUCGCCUAUUAAAUCAUCCCUUGCAUGCUCUUGCCAAUACUCAAAAACCUCAUUCAUUAUCAACACAGGUGGCUCUCUCACUUUCUCCCACAUAUUCAUCAUCUCAAAACAAGCAAAACACAUUAAUUCAUUCAUGGCCAAGGCCCCAAUUAGGGUUUUUUCUUUGGUGGUUUUCUGGUUGAUGGUGCUGGGUGGGGCGGUUUGGGGCCAAGAUGUGAACUUUUCAUCAGCGGCUGCAGCAGCAGCAGCACCACAAGGUCAAGUGGGUGGUGGUGGGAGGAGCGCAGAAAUGGUGCCUGCCAUGUUUGUGUUUGGAGACUCUUUGAUUGACAAUGGCAACAACAACAACAUCCCAUCAUUUGCCAAGGCUAACUAUUUCCCCUAUGGCAUUGAUUUCAAUGGUGGCCCUACCGGUCGUUUUUCCAAUGGUUACACCAUGGUUGAUGAAAUAGCUGAACUGCUAGGACUUCCCUUGAUUCCUCCUUUUUCUGAAGCUUCUGGAGACCAAGUGCUUCAUGGAGUCAAUUAUGCAUCUGCAGCAGCUGGAAUCCUUGAUAUCACUGGCAGAAACUUUGUGGGAAGAAUACCUUUUGGUGAACAAAUAAGGAACUUCCAGAGUACCCUUGAUCAGAUUACAGACAAUCUCGGGGCAGAUGACGUGGCCGGGGCAAUUGCAGACUGCAUCUUCUUUGUUGGAAUGGGCAGCAAUGACUACCUAAACAAUUAUCUUAUGCCCAACUAUCCCACAAGAACUCAGUACAAUGCUCCACAAUUUGCUGAUCUUUUGACUCAACAAUACACCCAGCAACUCACUAGACUCUAUAAUCUUGGUGCUCGAAAGUUUGUUGUUGCUGGAUUAGGGAGAAUGGGCUGCAUUCCAAGUAUCUUGGCCCAGAGUCCAAGUGGAAGGUGCAAUGAGGAAGUGAAUCGCCUUGUUCUACCGUUUAAUGCAAAUGUGAAGACAAUGAUCAACAAACUUAACACCAACUUGCCAGGCGCAAAGUUCAUUUACAUUGACAUUGCUCGAAUAUUCGAAGACAUCGUCAACAAUGCCAGAUCUUAUGGAUUCACUGUUGCAAAUCGUGGAUGCUGUGGCAUUGGGCGCAACAGAGGCCAAAUUACAUGUCUUCCACUCCAAACACCAUGCCCGAAUCGAGACCAGUACAUAUUCUGGGAUGCUUUCCACCCAACAGCAGCAGCCAACAUCAUAAUUGGGAGGAAAGCUUUCAAUGGGGACCUUAGCCAGGUUUAUCCCAUGAACAUACAGAAGCUUGCCACUCUUAACAUUAAAAGCAGCCCAUAGAAAACUUGAGAGAAAACUUAUGAUAUUUCUCGGCCCAUAGAAAACUUAUGAUAUUUCUAGUCAUUUUCAUGGUUUUAUUCUACCAUGUGGAAUCUAUCCAUUUCGAUU